AUGAACCAUCCAUUGAUGGUUCUGUUGCCAUCAGCCUUUGUAUUGGUAGAAUUAGAAAUUUCUUUAGGAGACAUCACUCAGAAAGGAUAUGAAAAGAAAAGAGCAAAGCUGUUAGCACGGUACAUACCACUAAUUCAAGGUGUGGAUCCAUGCCUGCAAGCAGAGAACAGAGUCCCAGGCUCUUCACAAGCUACCACUGCUCUAUCUAAACAGCAGAAAUCCCGUUCUACCAACUCGAGGGAUGAGCGUUUCCGAUCUGAUGUCCACACUGAAGCAGUACAAGCAGCACUCGCAAAAUACAAAGAGAGAAGAAUGCCCAUGCCUUCAAAAAGACGGUCUGUUCUUGUGCACUCUUCGGUAGAAACGUACACGCCUCCAGACACAUCGUCAGCAUCAGAAGAUGAGGGCUCCUUACGUCGGCAAGGGCGGAUCACCUCCACUCCGUUCCAGAGCCAUUCCAACGUAGAGCCCUGGCUUAACCGGGUUAUUCAGGGCUCCUCCACCUCAUCCUCUGCAUCCUCCACCUCAUCUCAUCCAGGAGGGAAACCUGCUGCUGCUUCCAAUACUGCUACUGCCACCGCUGCUGCCACUGUGCUUGCAGAUCUCAUGGCACACACCCAGCUAGAUAACCACUCUGCGCCUCCAGAUGUAACCACUGGCCUGGUAGAACAUUUACAUCAUGAGCGUCCACAGGUAGCAUCAGUACGAGGAGUUCCCAGAGGCUACAACAGCAGCGUUUUGGAAACUGCAGAUGGUGUACCAGUGAAUAGCAGAGUGUCCUCUAAAAUCCAGCAGCUUCUAAAUACCUUGAAAAGACCAAAGCGCCCACCUUUGAAAGAGUUUUUUGUUGAUGAUUUUGAAGAACUGCUAGAAGUGCAACAGCCUGACCCAAAUCAACCAAAGCCUGAAGGAAAUCAAAUAAAUGUACUUAAAGGUGAACCAUUAGGUGUGGUAACCAACUGGCCACCUUCUUUGCUGGCUGCCCUGCAGCGCUGGGGAAUUACCCAGCCAAAAGCCCCUUGUCUGACGGCAUUGGAUACGACUGGGAAAGCUAUUUAUACGCUUACCUAUGGCAAGCUGUGGAGUCGAAGCUUGAAGUUAGCAUAUACCCUGCUAAACAAGCUAACCACUAAGAAUGAACCACUGCUGAAGCCUGGAGACCGGGUAGCUCUCGUAUUUCCUAAUAGUGAUCCAGUUAUGUUUAUGGUGGCAUUUUAUGGAUGUCUCCUGGCAGAACUUAUUCCUGUCCCAAUAGAAGUUCCACUAACAAGAAAGGAUGCUGGCAGCCAGCAGAUUGGAUUUCUUUUGGGCAGCUGUGGAGUAACACUAGCUUUAACCACUGAUGCCUGUCAAAAGGGCCUUCCUAAAGCUCAGACUGGCGAGGUGGUUACAUUCAAAGGCUGGCCUCGUCUCAUUUGGUUUGUGAUUGAUGGGAAGCAUCUGGCAAAACCAACUAAGGACUGGCAUCCGCAAGUACGGGAUGCCAGUGCUGAGAUUGCUUAUAUUGAGUACAAAACAAGUAAAGAGGGCAGCACAGUGGGCAUUACUAUAUCUCAUGCUUCCAUGCUGGCACACUGUCAUGCAUUGACUCAGGCAUGUGGUUAUUCAGAAGGUAAAUCCUUACUGGUUUUAUUCAAGGGUUUGGAUUUUUCAAUCUUCAUAAAUUUGUUAGUCAGUGCUGUAGCAAACGUGUGUGUUGUGAAGGUGGAUGGGACUCCUUAUUUGUGUAAAGCCGAUGAGGUUGGAGAAAUAUGUGUGAAUUCAAGUGCAACUGGGAUGGCAUAUUUCGGCCUCCUUGGUAUCACCAAGAAUGUGUUCGAGGCCAUUCCAGUGACGGCAGCCGGUGUGCCUGUUUCAGACCAACCCUUUACAAGAACAGGAUUGCUUGGCUUUGUGGGUCCGGACUAUUUGGUGUUUGUGGUAGGAAAAUUGGACGGGCUAAUGACAGUUAGUGGCCGCAGGCACAAUGCGGAUGAUGUGGUAGCCACCGCAUUGGCAGUCGAACCCAUGAAGUUUGUCUAUCGGGGAAGGAUAGCAGUGUUUUCUGUGACCGUUUUGCAUGAUGAUCGAAUAGUGCUUGUGGCAGAGCAGCGCCCUGAUGCGUCAGAGGAGGAUAGUUUUCAGUGGAUGAGCAGGGUUCUACAGGCAAUUGAUAGCAUUCACCAAGUGGGCGUCUACUGUCUUGCCUUGGUACCAGCCAACACUUUGCCAAAGACUCCACUCGGAGGAAUUCAUAUUUCAGAAACCAAGCAGCGCUUUUUAGAGGGUGCUCUGCACCCUUGUAAUGUCUUGAUGUGUCCACAUACUUGCGUUACUAACCUGCCUAAGCCUCGACAGAAGCAACCAGAUGUUGGUCCUGCUUCAAUGAUAGUAGGAAACCUUGUUGCUGGAAAGAGAAUUGCUCAAGCCUCAGGCAGAGAUGUUGCCCAGUUGGAGGAUAACGACCAGGCAAGAAAGUUCCUGUAUUUAGCAGAUGUUCUUCAGUGGCGAGCUCAAACAACUCCAGAUCAUCCCCUCUUCCUUUUGUUGAAUUCCAAGGGCACUGUAGCUAGCACUGCAUCGUGCAUACAGUUGCACAAGAGAGCAGAGAGAGUGGCAGUCGCGCUGAUGGAGAAAGGACGACUGAAUGUUGGUGACCACGUGGCCCUGGUUUAUCCUCCAGGAGUAGACUUGAUAGCAACUUUCUAUGGCUGCUUAUAUGCUGGCUGUAUACCUAUCACCGUUCGCCCACCUCAUCCACAGAAUCUUGCUACCACUCUGCCCACUGUCAAAAUGAUUGUAGAGGUCAGUAAGUCUGCAUGUAUACUGACCACACAAGCGAUAAUGAAACUGCUGAAGUCCAAGGAAGCUGCAACAGCUGUAGAUAUUAAAACAUGGCCCACUAUUUUGGAUACAGAUGAUAUGCCUAAAAAGAAGCUGGCUAGUAUUUUCAGACCUGCAUCUCCAGAUAUGUUGGCAUACUUGGACUUCAGUGUGUCUACUACUGGUAUAUUAGCAGGAGUAAAGAUGUCACAUGCAGCUACAAGUGCCUUAUGUCGCUCUAUAAAACUACAGUGUGAACUGUACCCUUCACGUCAGAUUGCCAUCUGCCUUGACCCUUAUUGUGGCUUGGGAUUUGCACUAUGGUGCUUGUGCAGUGUAUAUUCGGGUCAUCAGUCUAUUCUAGUCCCUCCUCUGGAACUGGAGAGCAAUGUGUCUCUGUGGUUGUCUGCUGUAAGUCAGUAUAAAGUGCGCGUCACGUUCUGCUCCUACUCUGUGAUGGAGAUGUGCACCAAAGGGCUUGGAACACAGACUGAUAUACUCCGGGUGAAAGGAGUUAACCUGUCCUGCGUGCGAACAUGCAUGGUGGUUGCAGAGGAGAGACCAAGGAUUACAUUAACACAGUCUUUCUCUAAGUUAUUCAAAGACCUGGGCCUCUCUGCUCGUGCAGUGAGCACUACAUUUGGGUGCAGGGUCAACGUAGCAAUUUGCUUACAGGGAACAGCAGGACCAGAUCCAACAACAGUCUACGUAGAUAUGAGAGCACUUCGACAUGACAGGGUGCGUUUGGUAGAGAGAGGUUCUCCACACAGUCUGCCGCUUAUGGAGUCUGGGAAGAUUCUUCCAGGGGUAAAGGUCAUCAUAGCACACACAGAAACCAAGGGACCUCUGGGAGACUCGCAUUUAGGAGAGAUAUGGGUGAGUAGUCCACACAAUUCUACUGGUUACUACACAGUGUAUGGAGAAGAAGCACUGCAUGCUGAUCACUUUACUGCUCGCUUGAGUUUUGGAGACACUCAGACCAUAUGGGCUCGGACUGGGUACCUUGGCUUUCUGCGCAGAACAGAACUUACUGAUGCUAGUGGAGAGAGGCAUGAUGCCCUAUAUGUGGUAGGCUCUUUGGAUGAAACACUGGAGCUCAGAGGAAUGAGGUACCAUCCCAUUGAUAUAGAGACCUCUGUAAUAAGAGCACAUAAGAGCAUUGCAGAAUGCGCUGUGUUUACAUGGACCAACUUGUUGGUGGUGGUUGUCGAAUUAGAAGGCUCAGAACAAGAAGCGUUGGACCUGGUCGCACUGGUAACAAAUGUGGUUCUGGAAGAGCAUUAUCUCAUAGUAGGUGUUGUAGUCAUUGUGGACCCUGGUGUCAUUCCUAUCAAUUCCCGUGGCGAGAAACAAAGAAUGCACUUGAGAGACGGAUUUUUAGCUGACCAGCUGGAUCCUAUUUAUGUUGCCUACAACAUGUGAAAACAGAAAAUCACAUCAAGGCUAAAGCACCAAAAUCAAGGGACUUUCCAAAUAAUAACAUCGGAAUCCAUUUUCUGUGUUUUUAAAAGCUGUUGAAGACCAUGGGAAAAUGAAGAUACUAAUCUUCCCAGACCUUCAUCUCUCAGAUUGCAUUUGCUUUCAUAGAUCUAUUCUAACAGUUACAGCUGUCUUAGGAUGGCGAGUUUACUGGAAUUCCUGAAGGAAAUUUAUUAGAACUAUCAUGGACCAAUGUUUUUUUCCAAUAAUUAUGAAUGUCAGUACUUGAUGCACUGCAUAAAAGGACAUAAAGCAGGGUGGGGAGAGAACACCAGCUGUGAGGAGGACUCUUGGAAAUAAUACUGAAAGUUGUGAGUAACCAUUCAGAGUUCACCCUCCAUGUGAUUGUUUGCAAUAUAUUGGCAGUAUCUGGGUUGGGAUGUAACUUUCAAGAUUGCACACAUCUCUUCCAUAUUCUCUACUGUACUGAAAGGAAUUUUGCACAUAUUUGAGAUUUAAAAAUGCAGCCUUUUUAUUUUAAAUCACUGACUCAUCCCUAUUCAGAAGAGACAAAUUCAUUCCAAUCCCGGAUUCAAUGUAACAAUUAUGCUGCUGUUCGGCUUUUGUGUACCAAGCAAGAACAAAUACUGCAACUGUAACAAGGUUACUUAUCAUGCUGUGCUGGACUCUGUAAUGCUAUAAACUUUAUAAUAAAAUAUAAA
Messenger RNA from Nipponia nippon (crested ibis), 4943 nucleotides. The record is from RefSeq and is a predicted model, not a curated record. Lineage: Eukaryota; Metazoa; Chordata; Aves; Pelecaniformes; Threskiornithidae.